AUGUUCAUCGACGAGCCGGAGGAGUGCAGAAAGGCACUCACCGUAGUCAGCCAGAUCCGAAUUUAUCUCGAGAUUGCAAUCAAUUCGCAGACAGAAUAUCGGUUCCUCAACGAGAAAGAUUUGCAAAUCUUGUCUGUCGUCAGGGACUUCUCUGUUAACAAGAUGUUGACUUACAAGAUCAUUACACUAAUAGCACCGGGUGUUUGCGAAGAAGUGGAAAUCUGCAAUGGCAAACUGCUCGAGAUUGCAAUCAAUUCGCAGACAGAAUAUCGGUUCCUCAACGAGAAAGAUUUGCAAAUCUUGUCUGUCGUCAGGGACUUCUCUGUUAACAAGAUGUUGACUUACAAGAUCAUUACACUAAUAGCACCGGGUGUUUGCGAAGAAGUGGAAAUCUGCAAUGGCAAACUGGUAUGCGAUACGGAAUAUUGCAUUGUGAGAAAACCGGAGCGAGUCACGUGUCCGGAACUUCUGCCAUCGUGCCCAUUAGUGCGCUAG
Dicrocoelium dendriticum is the source of this 495-nucleotide messenger RNA. NCBI's taxonomy places the organism in Eukaryota, Metazoa, Platyhelminthes, Trematoda, Plagiorchiida, Dicrocoeliidae. The record is from the annotation of a GenBank genome assembly.